Messenger RNA from Quercus robur (English oak), 546 nucleotides. RefSeq names its product serine/threonine-protein phosphatase 7 long form homolog. Lineage: Eukaryota; Viridiplantae; Streptophyta; Magnoliopsida; Fagales; Fagaceae. The record is from RefSeq and is a predicted model, not a curated record. The transcript has 3 exons. Bases 22 to 546 code for a protein of 174 amino acids.
UUCCCAUUGAUAUGCCCUGUUAUGAGGUUGCCACUACCGCCAGUGGAGGCAGGUCCCCUUGCCAAUCGAUGGAAGGGGCCGAAGAGCACGACAGAGCAUGCGACACAUGUGCUAGUUGCGUAUCGUGCGUCACUGUCGAGUAUACGGGCACACCAGGUUGUCUGGGAGCCCUACAGCGAUGUCCUAGAGUUGUUGCCCCCAUAUUGCACUGCCGGCCGACAAAUAUGGAAGGCCGAUGUGCCAUUGAUCUAUUUUUGGAUAGUAGAGGAUCAUCAUCCCGAACGUGUCUUUCGUCAGUUCGGGAUGAAGCAAGUGCCACCGAAUAUUGUAGAUACGUCCGUUCAUCUCCACAAAAUCUCCCUCCAAGGUAAACUAGAUAAGGAUUGGGUGCAAGAGCAUGCUGUCUACAUUGACCGAUGGGCCCAUAGAGAGGAACAUAUUGCUGAUGCACCGGCAUUGGAUGGGGACACGACAUACCUUGCUGCUUACAUGGAGUCGUACCAAAAGACGACGAGACGGUACAUUACACGCGACUCGGCGUAUUAG